UUGGUUGCAAAACAAGUCCAACUUUCUCAUUAAUUAAAUCACCCACUUUUCUUUAAUUUCUUCUUCCUUCCCACAAUUUACUCUUCCAGAUGAACUCCUAUCUACUCUCAUCAAACCUCAUUGAAAAUCUUGCUUACCCAUUUCCUAAAGUUAUCAAGCACUUUAUACUAUAUCAUUAUCCUAAAAUUAAGUAAUAUAUUACACUAUGUAUUAUAAUCCAAAUUAUGCAUAUGUCAUCUUCAUAAUAAUACAGAAAUUCUCUGUUGCAAUUUUUUUUUUUUUUUUUUUUUUAAAAAAAAAAACCCAACUCAGAUCUUUCUUUUUAAUAGAAACAGAGGAAACAGAGUAUAGUCUAUAAAUAUAAUUGUGUAUUUCAUCUUAUUAAUGAAAAAGGAAGGUGACCCAUUUACUAGCUAUGCCAGAAGAUGAGGUAUUUUUUCUAUUAUUCCUCUAACUUCUAUUCACAAUCCAAAAUUCUAUUUUCUGGGUUUGUUUUCUUUCAUAUUUGCUUUAAUUCAGAACACCCUUUAAAAAAAUUUGGUUCAUGCAAAUUUUACAAAUUUUGAGUAUUUUUGUUUUGUUCAUAGUAUAAUUUAAGCACAUACAAAGUAUUUGAUUAGUCCAAAAUGAUUCUGAGAUUACCUGAUUUUUUUUCUCAGUUUUUGAAGUGACUAUAUUUCUGAUAAUUAUUUUAGUGCAAAAUUCUAGAAGUUUGUGCAAAUUGUUUGCUAAAAAUGGGAAACUGGGGUUUUCUUCUCUUCAAAUUCCCACUACUUUUGCUCAUUCAACUUGCAUUAUCUCAAUCUUGUAUUGGUAGUAUUCAAAGAAAUACCAAAAUAUUUCCAGGGUUUGAAGCAUCUCAAAUGGGUUUUAUUGAUAAUAAUGGGUUAUUUCUGUUAUCAAAUGACACAACUUUUGCAUUUGGGUUUAAACCAACUAAUGAUGUAACAUUGUUUUUGUUAGUCAUUUUUCACCAAGAAAGUUCCACAAUUGUGUGGACUGCUAAUAGAGUUUUCCCAGUUGGGAAUUCUGAUAGUUUUGUGUUUGAUAGUGAUGGUAGUGUGUCCCUCCAAAGUGGAGGAAAGGCGGUAUGGAAGCCGAAUACAGGGCGAAAACCGGUUUCUGUGAUUGAAUUGCAGGAUACUGGGAAUUUGGUGUUGUAUGGGAGUGAUAAUAGUACUAUAGUGUGGGAGAGUUUUAAGAAUCCUACUGAUACCCUUCUUUCAAAUCAGGAUUUCGUCGAAGGGAUGAAACUUUCAAGUAAUCCUAAUAAGGGUAACUUGUCAUAUGUGCUUGAGAUUAAGUCUGGUGAUAUGAUUCUUUCUGCUGGGUAUGAAACAUUCCAGACUUAUUGGUCUAUGAAACAGGAUACUAGGAAGAUCAUUAAUAAGGAUGGUGGGGGGAUUAAGACUGCGAGGAUUGAGUCGAAUUCAUGGAAGUUUUAUGAUGCAAGCAAGUCUUUGUUAUGGCAAUUGGUGAUAUCUUCUACUAAUUCCAAUGCUAGGAAUUCUACUUGGAUUGCAGUGUUGGGGAGUGAUGGGUUUUUGGACUUCCUAAGCAUUGGAAAUGGUCCUUCAAAGGCGGCUUCUCAGGUGAAAAUACCGAGUGAUCUAUGUCAAACACCCGAGCCUUGUGAUGCAUAUAAUGCUUGUUCUAGUAACAGGUGCCAGUGUCCUGCAGGACUAGUCUCACGGUCUUGUACAACCGGCAUCUCUGAUCCAUGUGGUAACUCGAGUGUUAGUGUUCAGCUUGUUAAUCCCGGGGAUGAGCUUAGCUACUUUGCUCUUGGGUUUACUCAGCCAUCCAUGAAAACUGAUUUGGAUGGCUGCAAGGCCUCUUGUAAUGGUAAUUGCUCGUGCCUAGGUUUGUUCUUUGAUAACAGCUCGAGCAGUUGCUAUAUGUUUGAUAGGAUUGGAAGUUUUACCUCUGAUCCUACAUCCAAAUACUCUGUCUUUGUGAAAGCUACUAUGGAUGAAAGUGUUGAAGAAGGGGAAGGUGGAGGCGGUAGUAAGCACUUGCCUGUUGUGAUCACCAUAGUUAUCCUGACAGCACUGAUAGUAGUCAGUAUGGUUUAUGUAGGAUACAGGUAUUACACGAAAAAGAAGGAAGUGCCGGGUAGUCCUCAGGAACUCUCCGAAGAGGACAAUUUUCUUGAGUCGUUAGCAGGGAUGCCGGUCAGAUUUAGCUACCAGUCUCUGCAGGAUGCCACCAACAACUUCUCUGUGAAGCUCGGGCAAGGAGGAUUUGGAUCAGUUUACAGAGGGAAGCUUCCUGAUGGAACUCCUCUUGCUGUGAAGAAACUUGAAGGGGUCGGUCAGGGGAAAAAGGAGUUUCGAGCUGAAGUUAGCAUCAUAGGCAGCAUUCACCACAAUCAUCUGGUCAGACUGAAGGGGUUUUGUACUGAGGGGAGCCACCGGCUUUUAGCCUAUGAGUUCAUGGCAAAUAAUUCUUUAGACAAAUGGAUUUUUAAGAGAAAUAAGGAUAAUGAUUGUUUGUUGGAUUGGCCAACAAGGUUCAAUAUCGCGGUGGGUACUGCCAAGGGACUAGCAUAUCUUCAUGAGGACUGUGAGGUGAAAAUUGUCCAUUGUGACAUAAAGCCAGAGAAUGUUCUUCUUGAUGAACAUUUUGAGGCAAAAGUGUCAGAUUUCGGGUUAGCCAAGCUGAUGACAAGGGAGCAAAGUCAUGUUUUUACCACACUUCGAGGCACAAGGGGAUAUCUUGCACCUGAAUGGAUAACAAACUACGCAAUAUCAGAGAAGAGUGAUGUGUACAGCUACGGAAUGGUAUUGCUUGAGAUCAUUGGAGGCAGGAAAAGCUAUGAUCCUUCACUUCCCUCUGAGAAAUCUCAUUUUCCGGCCUAUGCAUUCAAGAUGAUGGAGGAAGGGAAGCUAAUAGAAAUCCUUGAUUCAGGCCUACAAUACGGCCCUAAUGAAGAGAGUGUGAAGACCGCGAUUAAGGUUGCAUUAUGGUGCAUACAAGAAGACAUGUCAAUGAGACCCCCUAUGACUAAAGUUGUCCAAAUGCUCGAAGGCAUCUCUUUUGUUCCUAUGCCCCCAACGUCUUCCUUGACGGGUGCUAGGCUAUUUUCUAACUUCUUUAAGUUAUCUAGCAAUGAGGGUACCGCGACUGGGAGUUCAUCAGGGCCAUCAGAUUGCAACAGCGAAGCCUACCAGUCCGCUGUCCGGCUCUCAGGGCCAAGAUAGUUGAUGCCUAUACAUUAUACAGGAAUAUAUUUCAUUUGUAUCAUCUUGUACAUACAAGUUUAAUUUAGUUAGAGGUCAUUGAAAGUUUUGUUACACAAUGUUAUGAUAUCUUCUUGUAUGAAACACUAUGUUUGUGAGUUUGUGACAUAGAUUAGGUAUGAAGAAUAUAUAGUUUGUUACAUAAAACUUGUCA
Chenopodium quinoa (quinoa) is the source of this 3396-nucleotide messenger RNA. RefSeq names its product G-type lectin S-receptor-like serine/threonine-protein kinase SD2-5. Lineage: Eukaryota; Viridiplantae; Streptophyta; Magnoliopsida; Caryophyllales; Amaranthaceae. Gene Ontology annotation, molecular function: ATP binding; protein serine/threonine kinase activity. The record is from RefSeq and is a predicted model, not a curated record. The transcript has a single exon. Gene Ontology annotation, biological process: protein phosphorylation. The coding region runs from base 735 to 3203 and encodes 822 amino acids.